AAAGAAAACGUCAUAAUCGCAGUUUUGUUUAGUACCAGUACUUGUGUGAAGUGUAGACUUUUGUUUAUUCGUUCUAGUGAGACAAACAAACAACAGAAACUAUGUCUGGAAAUGUGCCAAACAGACCACAUGCGCAUCCAAUACCGCCUCCGAACAUGGCAGUUCCAGGCGUGUACGCAUACGCCCCAGGUCCUUACAUGGUGCCGGUGUACCAGCCUCCACUACUCCAGGCACCUGCACCCUCGCAGCCGCAGUACAUAGCUAACGUAGUGUACCAAACACCAUCGGUGGGACCUACACUAGCGCCAACACCAGGCCCUAUUUAUGUCGAAGAACCGAUUGAAUGGAUUCCAGCGACAACAUUCGAUGUUUCGAGACUUGCUCAGCGAGCUUUCGUGGGAGGUGAGGACCAUUCGGAUGGAAGCCCCUUGUAUGUGAUCAGAGCACAACACGAAGGAGGUAUCAUUCCCGGCAAGCUGUCAAUCAAAAACCUUACUGCUUAUGUAGCGUACAGAGGGCGGGCAGUUCCUGUCGAUACCUAUGAAGUUUUAUGUGCUAGAAAUGAUGCAGUACAUUGGAAAUCAUCCAGCAAGGGUCAGGUUCCUCCAGAUGCUAUCGUAGCUGGCAACAACGUGAACGCAGAACCGUUCUUCAUUGCCAGGGUCAGACAUAAGGGAUCUCUUAUACCUGGAAAGGUACACCCUAGUCAUGGUUGCUGCUACAUACCGAUAGGAAGAUACGAAACCAAUCACAAGACUUACGAGGUUCUUUGUAGAAGCAAAUUUGAUUUGUACGCCCAAACAACAACUGAACUAUAUCCUCCAAAUGGACCUCCUCCACCUUACUACGGGUACCCAAUGGCAGGGCCGACCCCAGCACACCCCGGCGGCUACACAUACGUGCCGGCACCAGUCAUGAUGCCGGUGUACCAUCCCCCGCCACCACAACCGCCCCAAGAGCCUGCUCCGCAACCAACCUACGUGACCAACUACAUCUAUCAGCAACCACCAGCUCCGCCGCCACCACCACAGCCCAUUUACGUUGAAGCACCCCCACCUCCCCCUCAACCAGUACCGGAUAGAGUUAAGACUCCAGUUGAACUCGGAUUGGCGACAGUCGAGAAGGGCUUGGCUUGGCUCGGAAAUAGCCUCCAGAAUUUGAAUAAUAAGCUCAUUGAUUGGGUUCCUGCUACACCAACCGAUGUCUCUUCACUUUCCCAUCGCGCUUACAUCGCUGGCAAAGAAGGAUGGGAUGGCAGUCCCCUCUGCGUGAUCAGAGCUCACCACAGCGGAGAGUUCAUACCCGGGAAACUAGCCAUCAAACACCGCUCUGCUUAUGUACCUCACGCUGGAAGAGAAGUGCCAGUACACAACUUUGAGGUGUUGUGUGCUCCAAGCCAUGCGGUUCGUUGGCUUCCGUCCAGCAACGGCCAGGUCCCAGUCGGAGCGAUCGCAGCUGGCAACACGCACCACGGUGAACCUCUCUACAUUGCGAGGGUUAAACACAUGCGGUCUAUUACACCUGGAAAGGUACACCCCAGUCACGGCUGCGCCUACAUUUCCUUCGGCGGAUCAGAAAUUACCUACAAAAACUACGAAGUCCUGUGCAAAAUCGUCGGUUAAUGAGGAAGAAAUGAGUCUUUAAAAAUAUUUUAACAUCUUUAUAAAAAUGUACCUAAUCAUAGACUGAGUUUUAAAUCGA
Trichoplusia ni (cabbage looper) is the source of this 1701-nucleotide messenger RNA. RefSeq names its product extensin-2-like (gene FaMeT7). The transcript has 11 exons. Bases 102 to 1622 code for a protein of 506 amino acids. The record is from RefSeq and is a predicted model, not a curated record. Lineage: Eukaryota; Metazoa; Arthropoda; Insecta; Lepidoptera; Noctuidae.